AUGUUAAAAGCUAAACGAAAACGUGCAAAUGCAAAUCAACUUAAAGUAUUGAAUCAAGUGUUUCAACACACUUUUUUCCCUUCAACUGAACUACGUAUUCAAUUAGGUAAACAACUUGGUAUGUCUCCUCGUACCGUACAAAUUUGGUUCCAAAAUAAACGUCAGAGCUGGCGUAGUAAGUCAAGAGGUUCAAAUAACAACAGCAGUAACGGCAGUAAUAAUCAUAAAGAUGGUGAAGAGGAUGAAGAAGAUUCAUCUACAACUGCUACAACAAACCAAAACCAACCUCAACAUGAUUAUUAUACUCGUAAUAAUGUAAUAGAUUAUUAUCGUCCAUCUUCAUCUCAUAACAAUCAAUCUAUUAGCCCAAUUCAUAACCAUAGUGGUAAUGGUAGUAACAGUAGCAGCGAAAGACUUCCAGGUUUUGCAUCUACAUUUGCUAACGCUUCCAAUACAUCUG
Messenger RNA from Entrophospora sp. SA101, 460 nucleotides. The record is from the annotation of a GenBank genome assembly. NCBI's taxonomy places the organism in Eukaryota, Fungi, Glomeromycota, Glomeromycetes, Entrophosporales, Entrophosporaceae.